ACGCAGUUAUGCCAACAAGCCGAUUAUGAAGGCUACUGAGCCCUGUCCGUCAAUUUGCGUCCGUCCUCUGAUGGUCAAACAAAGGGAGACAAAAUACAUCCGCGGACCAAGUUUUUAUUCUUUACGUGGAGGAGGUCCUAUCCAUGACAGGAAAGUACUUUUUUUACGCUGCAACUUUUUAUGGAUUUAUUAUGUGAAAAUCGGGAAGAGAAAGUCACUGUUUCUGUUAUACAUUAUUUUGAGACAACGUAUGUGUGGCAUUAACUCUAUAGAGAGCUGGGUGACUUCCCUAUACGUUACUGUGUUUUUUUAGGUUACGUCGGUGACACUGUUUUAGUUAUUGUUUUUAAAAUAGUGGCAUGUAUUUUUUUUACAAUCUGCUUAAGUUAUUUUGUUAAUGCUGUUAACAAUUACAGAAAUCAGAAACAGUAAGUUAAAAUCAGGCCCCUACACGCUAAAUCAUCAACAGAGCAAACUUUUUAAAAGCUCAGUGAAAAGUGCAAGUUAUGAAAAUGUCAAGCCUCUCAAGGAGUACAGAUGACCAAAGGAACAUUGACGAGAGUCCAUCUCACAUAAUUGAGACCCCCAGGUACCGUAGCUGGGGCAGCCUCCGCUUCUCGAGAUGGAGAAGUGGCUCCCAGAGGGCGAGCCCGCCUGGUACCCCCUCCUUGAAGUCGGAGAAGAAGGCUGAUGUGACCAAGACGCUCUUCUCCUUGGUUCAGACUCACAAUGACGACUACACAGCAGAUCCAGAUGGCCUGCUGGAAACCAAGGAGGAGGGCAGGGAGGUCAGGGAGGAUGAGGAGGGGGAUGACAUAGGGCCCUCAGAGGACAAGUCCAACUACUUCCAGAAGAAGUUUGGCUCAAUGCUACAGCCCGGGGUCAACAAGUUCUCCCUGCGCAUGUUCGGCAGCCAUAAGGGUGUUGCAGCUGAGCAGGCCAGGGUCAAAAGCUUUGGAGUGUGGAUCAUCCAUCCUUACAGUGACUUCAGGUUUUACUGGGACCUCGUGAUGCUGCUGUUGAUGAUGAGCAAUCUGGUCAUCUUGCCGUGGGGAAUCACCUUCUUUGAAGACCAGAACACCAUGCCCUGGAUCACCUUCAACGUCCUGUCUGACACUCUCUUCCUCAUGGACCUGGUUUUCAAUUUCCGUACGGGCAUCCCGGUAGAGGACAGUCACAUCACCCUGGACCCCAAAGAAAUCCGCAUUCAUUACCUCCGCACCUGGUUCAUGGUGGACUUCAUCUCCUCCAUCCCUGUUGACUACAUCUUCCUUGUUGUUGAUCUGGAGUCCCUGCAGGAGUCGUCUGAUGUGUACCGCACCGCCCGCGCCCUCCGCAUUGUGCGCUUCACAAAGAUCCUCAGUCUGCUGCGUCUCCUCAGACUGUCUCGCCUCAUCCGCUACAUUCACCAGUGGGAGGAGAUUUUCCACAUGACCUAUGACCUGGCCAGUGCUGCGGUGCGAAUAGUCAACUUGAUUGGCAUGAUGCUGCUGUUGUGCCACUGGGAUGGCUGCCUGACCUUCAUGGUGCCAAUGCUGCAAGACUUCCCCCCGGAAUGUUGGGUAUCUAAGAAUGACAUGGUGAAUUCUACAUGGCACCUACAGUAUUCCUACGCUCUGUUUAUGGCCAUGAGUCACAUGCUGUGUAUAGGAUACGGGGCGCACCCUCCAGAAGGACUGACUGACGUUUGGCUCACCAUGAUCAGUAUGGUGGUGGGGGCCACCUGCUACGCCAUGUUCCUUGGUCAUGCAGCUAACCUGGUCCAGUCAUUGGAUGCAUCACAUCGCCAAUACCAAGAGAAGUAUAAGCAGGUAGAGCAGUACAUGUCCUUCCAUAAACUGCCCGCGGACGUAAGACAGAGGAUCCAUGAUUAUUACGAGCAGCGAUUUCAAGGCAAGAUGUUCGAUGAGGACAGUAUCCUUGGAGAGCUCAGUGAUCCACUGAAGGAGGAGAUUGUCAGUUAUAAUUGCCGUGGGCUUGUAGCCAACAUGCCACUGUUCGCCAACACUGACCCUCAUUUUGUGACAGUGAUCCUGACCAAGCUGCGUUUUGAAGUCUUCCAACCUGCAGACUUGAUCAUACGAGAAGGAACGCUGGGUCGGAAAAUGUACUUCAUCCAGCACGGCAGCGUCACUGUCAUACCACGUGGCACCAAGGAGAUUACGCUCAACGAUGGAGCAUAUUUUGGAGAGAUCUGCCUACUGACCCAAGGACGACGCACAGCCACUGUGAAGGCGGAAACCUACUGUCGCCUUUACUCCCUGAGUGUGGACAGUUUCAACGAAGUCCUGGAGGAGCAUCCUCUGAUGAGGAGGGCGUUUGAGAGUGUGGCUGUGGACCGCUUGGAUCGUGUGGCUCGCAAAGUCAGUGUUGUGCCACCUCCAGAUGAGUGACUCACUCAGCAGCAAGAGAGAGAGACUCCUGCCUGAAAUGUGGAGGAUAUUUGUCACACAUGGACUGAAUUUGACCACGCAACAAAGAAAUCUUUGAUGUACAUUGUAAAGAUCGCUGUUUCGUUAAUGCUCAGUGAAAGAGACCCUCAUUUUUAUUUAUAAACACAUUAGUGCUGCAUUUUUGUUGAAACUAUUGCUCAUUCAGAUGAUUUCAAUUUGUUAAUUGGAUCUCAAGAUGUUAGCUGAAAUCUUAAUUUCUGGUAAAUCUUUGUACACAUUUUAUGUUAGAGUCAUGGUUCAGUUUACAAAUGAGAACAUCUGUAGUUUCUUCAGCAAUUUAUAUUUUGGGUGAUUUCAAUGCUUUUACACGAAUGGCAAACCACAACAUAGACUUUUCCUAAUGAUAAUAAUGCUUUUCAUUUGCCUGUAUGCUUUCUAAGACUGCAGUUCUAUUAUACAUUGCUUUAUUUAGACGAAAGCGGGAGCAGCAGAUGGGCGGUAUGUAGCGCUGAUUCCUAUGAUCCGGGUCUGCGGGAUGUAUCAAGUCUCGGAUUAACACUAAUAUUCAAAAAGCUGUUGUUACAUAAGAACUCUAAAUGUACAGAGACAAAUUGUACAGCAAUGUUUAAGUUGCCACAUUUCAUAGUACUCAUAGUAUCCAAUAUAAUGCCAUUUAUACUUUCUUUUCAAAUAACACCUUAGUCUGUUUCAGUUAUUUUAAUAAACCUUGAGUAGGUUUAUUUGCAGAGAUGUAAUUAAAAAAAGGUCACCUCCUUUUAUUUAAUGUAAAUAAAAAAACAUCAUUCAUUUGAAAUGUAUAUUAGCACACACAAAAAACAUAUCAAACUUGCUAUAGUUACUGUAUCGAGUCAUGGGAUGUUUUGCUUUGUAAUCAUGUCAAUCAGUUUCAAGUUGUAUACAGUAACAAUUUUACCACCACACAAAUGUAUUUUUUUUAACCACAAUUCUCAGCCUAUCGUUCUCCUUCUGAUCCUCAUAGGGUUGAUGUCAUGUAAAUUCUUCAAAUCCCUACAAAUAAAUAAUAAACAACA
Molecule: messenger RNA, 3445 nt
Organism: Eleginops maclovinus (Patagonian blennie)
Lineage: Eukaryota; Metazoa; Chordata; Actinopteri; Perciformes; Eleginopidae
Gene: hcn3
Product: hyperpolarization activated cyclic nucleotide-gated potassium channel 3
Exons: 7
Coding region: 507-2393 (628 amino acids)
Biological process (GO): potassium ion transmembrane transport; sodium ion transmembrane transport; regulation of membrane depolarization
Cellular component (GO): axon; dendrite; HCN channel complex
Molecular function (GO): voltage-gated potassium channel activity
Source: RefSeq, a predicted model, not a curated record